GGUAGGUGGGAACAGAGAGAGAGAGAGAUACAAGCUCGGCUGCAGCAGUCGCCGUCGUGCUAGUGGAGGUGAAGCGGGCGCAGGGAGCAGGGAGCCCGUCAACAGCAGCGCGGACAGCCGCUCACUUCCGCUGCCCAUCCGGCGCACAGAUUCCUCCAGGACUUGGAUUUGGAUUGACGAGCAGCUUAAGAGCUUUGGAUGUGACUUGUACUAACGAAAGCCUGGGAUCAAGCGCUCUGCUGGUAUUGUAAGAACCCCCAUGGGCCAUUUCACACACUGACGCACUGGAGAAGCUGAAACUGAAUGAGGUUUCUGCUGCAGUCUUGGAGGCUUGCUUUCAGAGAGAAAUGAUUCCGCAUGAAUCGUGGCAAGUGCUCUCUCACAGCAGGCAUGUGUUCUGUUGCUUUCAGUUGAGAUCAGUGUCCAUUCAGCCUUAAGCACAGGAAAAAGCUCCCAUCACCUCUGGUCUUCUCUCCACCCCCACUACCCUCACAGCAACAGCCUACCAGCAGGUGGCACAAGCAGAGAAUACGAGAGAGGUGUAGAGGGAAAGAGUGUUGAAGAAAGAUUAAAAAGACCUUAAAAAGAGGUACAGCAAAAACAUUCAUUAUGAAGUCCAACCAAGAACGAAGCAAUGAGUGUUUGCCCCCAAAGAAACGUGAAAUCCCAGCAAGUACCCUUCCCUCAGAGGAUAGGCCCAUGGUGAUGGCUCCUGCCAGUGAGAGCCAGCGUGGAGGGAACCUUGCUUGGCUGGCCAGCAUGGCCAGUGGGCAUGAGAGAAACAAGCAGCAUACCAGCAGCACAUCAGAAGCCGAAGGCCCUCAGUCCAAAACAACAGCGUCCAGUAAUGAGUCCAUUCGUGCUCAAACUGCAACUACCAUCCCCUCUGUGUAUACUUCACCACUUUCUCAACAGGUGGGCACCAUCCAGUACUCCCCCAUGCCCCCCAACCUGCACUUUAUCAGACCAUCACAUGCAGCACCUUAUGCUAGCUGCAUUUCUCCCUUUGUGCCCCCCGCAGCCACCACCACCUACACAUCCACCCAGCGACACUCUGAAGCCUACUCUGGCACUACCAAUUGUCCAGCAUCCAAACCCGAUACAGUGAUUUCCACUUCAGACAGCAUACCUCAACCCCAUUCCACCCAGUAUGUUCAAAUUUCCAGCUCCCAACUCAGUGUAGUGCCUUGUACUGCAUCCUCAUCCCAUAGCCAUCUUCCCCUUCACCUACAACAGACACUUGCUCUUAGUGGGCCCCCUCAUCUCCUGCUUAAGUUCUCAGAUGGACCCUUGCCCAAAAAAGAAGAUGGCAGACAUAGAGAUAUGCUAAACGGUGAGCCAGAAAGGGGCCGUCGCUUCAACCAGCCCUCAGAGUCCAAGGUCAGCAGCAUAGCCAAAGGGUCUUUAUCCACCCAGCAUCACCAUAUCCACCAGCGAGACCACUAUGAGACCCGGCACAUGACAAUUCCACCAGAGUAUGCACAGGAAAGCACCAGUUUGAGGAACUCGUUAGUUCUAGUUCCCAACAAUCACAACUCCAACAUUGGUGAUCCAGGGGGAAAUCUAGACAAGCUUCCUCCCCCUCUGUCUCUGGCUGAGAAAGGAGGCAUCUGCGCAGGCAAGCCAGUUUCCCGCACUCCUUCCAGCACCUCUGUUCCCUUUCCACCUCCCCCAUUACCCGUGGAUGGUCUAAAGGCAGCAGUUACCACACUACCCCCCCAUGCAGUUAUCCAUACCACACAUAGUGCAACCGAUUCUUUUGGCAUCACAUCCACCAACUUCUAUUCUGCUCAUCAACCCAUUAUCGGGUACAUUGCAGGUACAGGGCAGCCACAGCCGCUCAGUUACCCCACCAGCCUGCCUCCACACCUGCUCAUCCCAGGAACUCAGCCUGUUAUUAUCCCUGUAAGUGGAGCAGAAGCUACUGCCACAACUACAGCACCAACUUUUGCUGCAGCACUGCCCCAUGCAUUUGUGACCUCAACAGCCCCCAAAGGCGAGUCCUUUGAGACACCAGCUUCCUACCCCCACCCGACAGGUGCUGUGGUUCAGGCCCAACUGCACCUGCCUAUUCUGCCAGCCUCUGCUAGUCUGCCAGCUGCUCCACCUAUACCUUCCACACCCUCUUUACCACCCUACUUUACCAAGGGUUCCAUCAUUCAACUAGCUGAUGGUGAGCUGAAGCGUGUGGAGGACUUAAAGACAGAAGACUUCAUUCAGAGUGCAGAAAUCAGUAGCGAAUUGAAGAUUGACUCCAGUACUGUGGAGCGCAUUGACAGCAGCCAUACACCUAACUCUGCCAUUAUCCAGUUUGCAGUGGGAGAGCAUCGUUCACAGGUGAAUGUGGAGGUGCUGGUAGAGUACCCUUUCUUUGUGUUUGGUCAGGGCUGGUCAUCAUGCUGUCCAGACCGGACCACUCAGCUGCUGGAACUGCCUUGCGCCAGGCUAGCUGUAGGUGAUGUCUGCAUUUCCCUCACUCUCAAAAACUUGAAAAAUGGCUCUUUGAAAAAGGGUCAGGGGCAGAUUUCAGAUUCUACCAGUCUUGGGCCACCACUUAAACCACCUUUUAAAGCACCCUCAGGAGGGACACGCAGGGCAGCACGGCACAUGGAGCAGGAGAAUGGACUAGCACAGUUUGGCAAGGAACGAGGAUUAAGCUCCCAGACAAGCAAGGAAAACGGAGAACUUGGUUUUGGGGAGAAAGGAGCCUGUAGAAUUCCUCUAUCUGCAGAGAUGGAGUCUAUCAGUAAACCUACAGGCCGCAAGCGGAGAUGGUCGGCCCCAGAAGGUCGCAAAGUCGAGAAACCUGAAGAGGAACCACCCUCAACUCUUCCCAGGCCAUCAUUUAUCCCUCAGGAGGUUAAAAUCAGCAUUGAAGGCAGAUCGAAUAUUGGCAAAUGAAAGCCAUUUUGGACUCAUUUGUCAUUUUUGAAUUGAAUGGAAAAAUGACCCUCACAAUGUUCUUUUUUUUUUUCCAGAAUAUUGCUUUUUAUAUAAUUUCAAAAUUGAUAUCUCUAAAUUUUUCUAUCCAGAUUACUGUACUGUAGGCUAAAUUAACUCAGCAUCUGCGUAUCACCUUAUGAGUAGUGAGAAUAAUUGAAUAGGUGCAUUGAAUACAUACAAGCAUCUUGGUCGCAUAAAUUUGGGACAGUGAUAUUAAAGGUGGGUUUAUGAUAUACUCAGCCUGACAUCUUUAGGUCCUGUUCUAACAUAUAAGACAAUUUAAAGUCACCAGAAAACUUUACAUAAUAAAUUUAAUAUUCUAAAAAAAAAAUAUUUCAGUGUAUUAAAAAACAGGGAUACAGCUGAGGUGAGAGCCUAAUUUGAUUGUAUCAUAAAAUAUAAGAGCCAAUCAUGUUCUAAUAUGCAAAUGAAGCCCAUGCAACACUGUUUAGCAGGGAAAGUGGAUGGAAAUGUGUAUAGCUGAGGUAUUUCCAAAUUGAAUAUUUGUAGAAUCUGGUUACUUUGAUGAGAGUUCUUCAAUGCAAGUUUUGGGUGACUUUAAAUGAUGCCUACUGAAACAACACUAGAUGCUUGUGGUGCAUUUGUCCCAGCUCCAUCCAUGUGUGAGCUUAAAAAAGGAGAUCGACAUGGAUGACAUUGCUCAGGGAGGCAGGACGGAAAGCACUCCUUCACUGGCUGCAGGAGUUUAAGUAAUAUAUCAGCCAUCCUGCUCCAGCAGUCUCAUCUGAUGUUAAGACAUAGACGACAGACAAUCUAAAGUCCAUCACAAAUAAAACUGAGGGUUUAAGACCUGGGGGUUCACCAUAGAUUGUGGUACCUUUUCUGUGGAAAAGAAGAGCAACCGAAUGCUAAGGUGCCUGCCGACUGAGAUCGAGAGAGAUCAAGUAAUGACAUCAUGCAGUGCCAGUUGCUCCUAGAAAAGUUAAAACUAUACUAAUAGACCUGGAGAUAGUAGAGUUUGUUUUUAUAUAUUUACCUGUUGAACCAUUUUUAUUUGUCCCAGCUUUGUUUUGUUUUGUAGUUUUUUCUUAUUUUUUUCUCUUUUUCUCUCUCUCUCUUUUAUUAUUUGCAAUGAAUGUGUAAACAUUGCAAUCAGGGGUCACUUUCAGUCAGGUAGACACCAAAUGGGUUUUUGUUUAUGUAUAGAUUUGAGGAUGGUUGACUUUUGAGCUAUAUGUGAUUAUGACAUUUGAUUACCUUUUUUUUUUAAACAAGAGCUUAUUAUUUGAGAGGAAGUGAAAGAAAGUUGUCUGAGAAGGGAGGGACAGGUGAUCAAAGCACUUAACACACCUGUCAAACGCAUCAGCUGAUAGAUAGUUUAAUCAAUUUAGUUAUUAUUAUUAUUAUUAUUAUUAUUAUUAUUAUUAUUAUUAAUAUUAUUAUUAUUAUUAUUAUUACUAUUAUUAUUAUUAAGUCUCAAAAUGAACACAGUACUGUACGGUAUGUUGUAUGUGAGUGACGGUGGAAUGUAGCGCUCUGCAGGAAAGUCAGAUCACUCAGAACCGGGGUCCUUGAUCUCUAAUAAAGAGUGAUUAAAUGUGAGAGGUGACAUGAACAGUAAGCAGAGCUACAGGAGAUAGCAUUUGUUCCCAGGAAGCACUUUUCUGUUUGGGUCUGUAAAGCUCUGCCUCCUCAGUAAACGGCGAGCUGAAGGCCUAGGCAGCGAAAGCCGCUCUUUAAAUUGUAGCGUAGGCAGAGCUGGUGCAACACCUGCCAUUUUAGUGAUUAAAAGCGAGAUGCUUGAGUGUGAUUUCAGAAGUCAUGAGAUUGUCCAAAUGAUGCCAUGAGGAGAGAGAAAGCGCAUGUGAAUGACUCUGGAUGCAGAAAUCUUCGUUUUGGUUCAAGGGUGUCCUAUACAUAUGUUUGUGGAAGUGCAUGCAUGUAUGUAUUUGUAUGCAUAAGUAUGCACACACACACAAACACAUACACUUCUUACUUAUAUUAAUAUGUUAUAUGUCUUUUUUUUGUACAUUAACAUGUCUAGAAAUGCAUAUACUGUAUCUUGCCUUAGUGCAUACAGAUAGUGUGUGUGUGGGUAUGUGUGUGUACUGUGUAUGUGUGAGUGUCUGUGUCAUAUGUUUGUGUGAGUAUGUGUGUGUGUGUGUAUAUAUAUAUGUAUGUAUAGACACACACAGACAUUACAUAUAUAUAUUUAGAUAUUCGACCAGUGUUUCUGUUUAAAGUUCAACUUAAAGAGAAUCUUGCAGUUUGCACAUCUGGAGAGGUAGUAACACGACCUUUAUGAUUUAGUUUUCAGCCAUUGCUCAUCUGCAAGGGCUGAAAGCUCGAUCUACUGAAAUGUAGCAGUUACUUGACAAGUUUGCUCGGCUUACUGGUCCCCUGUGGCUUUCCUUCUUUCCUCCACUUAUUUAACCCACAGGAACCCUUUUCAGACCCUUAAGAUGAUAUACUGACGCUCUUUAACAUGCAUACAGUGAGAGGAAGAAGGAGCUACAGCCUGACGCCUGCACACUUGUUGAACUCUCUUAUUGUUGGCUUUGUUCAGGUGUAUUUGAGAUGGAUGGAUGGAUGGAUGGAUGGAUGGAUGGGUGAAUAGUAAAAGGAAUGGAUGUGUGAUCUGAUGGCUUGUUGGAUGGUGGUGGGUGGGUGAACACACCCUAUAUAUAAAAAUGCUUUAUUUUUUAUAAUAAAACAGGGUUUCUCAGAUCAACAUCACAACCGUGCAUUUUUUUAUUAUUAUUAUUAUUAUUAUUAUUAUUAUUAUUAUUAUUUAAAUUUUAAAACCCCCUUUGAAGAGUGUGUAUGUGUGACGUGUGUCUGUGGUUUCACGUGUCUAUGUAAACGCAGGGUGUUUUAAGACCGGAAAUGAAACGGCUUUACAUAACCAGAUGUCACUUUAUGGCUUUAUGUUUGGGCCAAAAUACAGAGUUGCUUUUUUCCGUUGUCUUCAUUUCCUUCAGCGAUUUUUUUGUGUUUAGGCAUUGCCUGCGUUUAACCUCGAUUGUUUCAGCACUUUAGCGUGCUCUGUUUAGCAGCAUCUCUCUUUCUGGUUACAUGGUUUUGCUACAGGUAUACAUCACAAGCAUUCCAAAUAAUGACAUAUAGCAAUAACGUGAGUCUGCAGUAUUCAAACCAAAUAGAAAAUCUAACAUUUACCACAGGAACUCAGUCAGUCAGCUAUUUAGCCUAAUAGUCUGGCUUUGAGUUGUCAUGAAUUGCACAGCCAGCCCGCAGUAUCUUCUUCAGGGAGAAAUGGAAACAUAUAUGCAGUGAUAUAUGUGUCUUUCAAACCCAGCUCAAUCAUUUUUGUGCUAGUGACCUCCAGAGCAUGUUCAGGUACCCAUGCAAAGCCAGUACACCUCGCACCAGUUUACCGCCAGCUACCUUGGCUUUUAUGUACAGCUGCCUGCUCUCUAUCUCUCUCUCUCUCUCUCUAUCUCUCUCUCUCUCUCUCACACACACACACACACACACACACACAAUCUCUCACAUUCAUCUAGAGCCAUAGAACCCCAUCAGUAUUUGUUUCUCUUAGCCUUUGUCUGGGUGUAAUAUUUAUAUCUGGGUGCGUUUUAAGAGCGAACAUGUUUGUUUUUACAAUAACGUAUACUUUAUAAACGACCUCUCCUACUUUUCCCUCACCGCUUCUUAUUUCAUUGGCUGAGAAGGUUGCUGUCACCAGCAGAGCAGAGAAGAUCAUAGUAAUGGAAACUUUAUGCAUGUGUUCUUUGUUUGUGAGGGUUGUGUUGUGAUUGUGCAGUGAUGUUAGACACACCUUGGAAUCCUGGGCCCACAUUUGCAGCAUAAUUGUGCAGAAAUGCUGUUUUAGUCAUUUUGAUCCUUUUACUGGGCUUUGUGUGUGUGUGUGUGUGUGUGUGUGUGUGUGUGUGCACUUACAGUAUGCAGCGCUUAAAAAGGGAAAUAUGUAAAUAAAGCACAUAGGUCAAAAAACAGUUGGGAGUCUCAUGCAUUUGCUCGUUUGUUUAAUUACAGAUCUGAACUGAUGAUUUCGAUCGUCUUUGGAAUCUUUUUCUGACUUUUGGCUCACCUUGUUGUGUUGGAGGAUGCGACACGUCUUGAUAUUUGGAAUGAGCUUGGUUUCAGAGAAACAGAUUUCUUAGCUCUUAUCAGCAAAGGCUGUACAAGUCAAAGUGCAAAAACUACAGACACAUUUCAGCGAGCUCUUUCCCAGCCGACACUGAGUAGGAGUGUCGAUGGAUGUCAGAAUUUUUGUCAGAGUUUCCCUACGCUGAUGCACAACAGACACCCAAAGUUGAUCAUUGUCCUGAUUCAAGCAGCUGGACUGCAUUAUUGCUGCAGUUCCUAGUUUUUAUUUGUUUAGAUUUUAAUAAAUAAUAGUCUAAGUGUUGACUUCAGGAUUAAAUCCAUUAGAAAACUGACUUCUGGUCCAGAAUGCUUGUUUGGGUUUGGAUGGGCUUCUUGUUUUAUUUAUUAGACACUCUACCUGGCCACUGUAGAUCCAGGGGAUGGAGCUUUGUGAACAGUUGUGGGAAAGAGAGGCUGGUCUCAAGGAAUUUAAUUAAAUAAAUCAUACAAAUGUCUAACCCACCUAAUUAACCUAAUGCACCUUUAAAGCACCAUCAUAUUCAUCCCAAGCAGUUUCCAUACAGCAUUUGUUGUAAGUGCCAAUACUGUCAUUCCUUUAAUUUAUAUAAUAUCAAAAUUGACAGAAACAAAGGUGUAAACAGCACGCCUUAACACCUACCUAUUAUACUUACGAAAAUAAAAAAAAUUUUUUGUUUGCAUGGUUUCUAGUGAUGCCUGAUUGCCAUAUAUGGUGAUCUGGGGGCGUGGCUGUAUUUAAAAUGCACUAACAUGCGCACACACUCUUGGUAUAUAUUAAACGUCAUGAUUUGUGGGUAUGAGCUGUGUGUACAUAUUUAAUCCUAAUUAUAGUGCAGACCAGACUUUUUAAGUUUGAUGUGUUAAAAAAAUGUUUAAUGUUGAUAAAUGAGGCUCCAGGAGUGCAACUAAAAUGAAAUAAUUCUCAUUUAAUAUCUAUAAUUUUUUUAUAAUUUCAUAAACGAAUUUUCAAAAGAUUGUAAACGCUUUAAGGGUGUUUUUCCCCGGUUUCUUUGAUAAAUGUGCAGUAUGUAGCAUUUGUGAAGUCUGAUCUUUUUAAAUGUGACUAUAUACAGCCUUGUAGGCAACGUAAUCCCUGCUUAUUAGGAGAUAAUUUACUGAUAGGGAACCUUUUAGUAUUCGACUUGGCCAUGACGAAUCACUGCUGAUUCCUAUACACGAACAAUAAAGAGCUUUUUUCCCCCUUAAUGGCACUUAUAUCCGAUACAUACAAAGAAAUUCCCUUAAUGCAAAUAAAAUAUUCAUGAUCCCAUUUAAACAAGUCUCCCAUAAUCAGUGCAUGAAAAUCAAAAUCAUUUUCUUUAAACAUCAUGCAGUUUAACAUGAUGCAGAAUAGAUGUAGCAUGAAUAGAUGUUACCGUGUACUGUCGCUAAUGGUUUACACUUCAUUAGCACUUGUUAGCUAUGUAACUGUUCCCUGUUGCUGCAGCACAAAUUCUCUUAUUUCUUAUUUCUCAAGUGUGUUUGAGCGUCUUUGGCCAUGGAGUGGCUUUGCAGUUUGUUUUGAUUUAUGCGAUGUGUACGUUUAACAUCAUAAACUUUUCCUCAGGGAUGAGAAGUGUGUCUGAAAGAGUGUGAGUUCAAGCAAACAUAAUAUAAUGCAUAGGUGAAGUGUGUACUGGGUAUAGCGUAGUGUGUGUGUGUGUGUGUGUGUGUGUGUGUGUGUGUGUGUGUGUGUGUGUGUGUGUGUGUGUGUGUGUGUGUGUGUUAAUCUGCUGAAAUACAGGAAGCAGUCAUUUCAUUGGCUCUUUGAGUAGGUUUUCCUCACAGGUCCAUGGCUGUGAGAGGACUUUCUGAGUUUCUGUUUGUGUAUCUGCCUUAGCUGUCUGUAUAGAGACUAUAGAUUAGAUUGUGUGUGUGUGUGUGUGUCUGUGUGUGUGUUUGGAAGUGUUGCUUCUCAUUGUCUGUGGCAUCACAAACCCUGAUCCUCACCUCUUUGAGUGAUCCAGACUGAGAAACGCAUCCAAAACCUCGUUAAAGCAUAGGGACCACUUUUAUA
Tachysurus vachellii is the source of this 9028-nucleotide messenger RNA. It is a transcript of the gene atxn1a, whose product is annotated as ataxin 1a. The coding region runs from base 610 to 2901 and encodes 763 amino acids. The transcript is spliced from 5 exons. NCBI's taxonomy places the organism in Eukaryota, Metazoa, Chordata, Actinopteri, Siluriformes, Bagridae. Gene Ontology annotation, biological process: nervous system development; negative regulation of transcription by RNA polymerase II. The record is from RefSeq and is a predicted model, not a curated record. Gene Ontology annotation, cellular component: nucleus. Gene Ontology annotation, molecular function: protein binding; RNA binding.